AUGGCUAUGAACGUUCGUAGUCUAACUCGAAUUAUCCUAGUUGUUGGUUGUUGUUGUUUAUUAAUUGGUUAUUGUUUACGACCUAGUAAACAACAGAAGCAGUCGAUCAAUGAUAUAUUAACAAUAAAAUCUCUUGGAUCAGCUGUUAAUAUAAUCGACCCUUACAUGAAAUUAGAGAACGAUGUGAAAUGUAUCAAAACAAAAGUACUACUUAAUUUAUAUAAUACAACAGUCUGUAUUUAUGACGAUAAAGAUACCGUCAGUACCUCACUCGCUCAAACACAUAUUUGGGACGAAGGUUAUGUUACUCGAUUAUUAAAAAUUCUUAUACAAAAUCCGCAUUUAGAUGUGAUCGAUAUCGGAGCUAAUAUAGGUAGUUAUACUAUGUUUACUGCUGGAGCACUUGGUCGUUUCACACUAUCAGUUGAUUGUUUUAUGCCGAAUAUUGAGCGUAUUGUUAAAGCUGUACAAAUUCAAAACGUUCAAAAUCGUGUUGUUUUAGUUCAAAAUGCACUUUAUGCAAAAUCUGGAGAGAUUUUAAGGUUAACCAAGGAAUCUGCUGCUGGAUUGCAGCUAACUAAUAAUACUCAGAUGGAUACAGACUCUCAUUAUAAUGUAAAAACAAUUCGAUUUGACGAUUUACUUCCUAUAUUAAUUGAAAGAAAAGUUCGUGCUGCUGUAAUUAAAAUUGAUAUUGAAGGAUCGGAAAGUUAUAUGUGUGAGACUGGCUCUAAAGUAUUUGAAGUAAUCGAUAUACAACUUGUAAUAAUGGAAUGGGGUCAUGGUUUUCGAAAAUGGUAUAAAAGUCGAUAUCAAUCAAUGGUUAAAUUUUUCGCAUUACUCGACUAUGUUGCAUCAGACGAAAACUGUAAUGUACACGAUCCAGCAAAUUGGGAGGCAACAUGGCCAGGAAAUAUUUACUGGAUAAAACGAAUUAAUUUUCGAAAUAACAUUUGCUAA
Adineta steineri is the source of this 960-nucleotide messenger RNA. The record is from the annotation of a GenBank genome assembly. Lineage: Eukaryota; Metazoa; Rotifera; Eurotatoria; Adinetida; Adinetidae.